UUAGCUAAGCUAGCAUGGGCAGAAAGGCGUGCAUCUCUCUUGCCAUCCUCGCGCUUCUUCUGGUCGCUGGUCCGGGCGCGAAGGCUGCAACCUUCGCCGGCGGCCCCGCCAGCAUGGACGCGGCGGUGGCGAUGCGGCAGCGGAUGUCAGCGAUGAAGCUGGAGGACGUCGUGGCGCCGGAGCUCACGGUGGACCUGGAGGUCCACCGCCGCAUCCUCGCCAUCAACGUCGGCCAGAGCGCCCUGGACGGCAACAGGCCAAGCUGCAUCCAAAACUGCCCGGCGCGCGGAGACUCGUACACCGGCCGGGGUUGCCUGAAAAGGUAUGGAUGCAAUGGAGGAAGCUGAAUGCAACGGCACCGCCGGCGUCCGUACAUGAGUAUUGGUCUUUCAUGUUUUUUUUUCAUUUCCACUUUCGCAUGCAUUUCAAUGCUGUAGGGUCGUCCUCCUUUUCUAAAAAAAAAAUCAUGGCGAUGCUAUCGCUAUGUAUUUUUAUUUUCAAAUAUUAUUAUUGUUCUAGGAUGAUACGUCUUGAAGUAUAACUUGGCAUGUAGUUUUGUUAUACAAUAUCGUGAGGUGCCAAUGAUUGCGCCAUCCGGACUGAUUAAGAGAUUAUCCUGUCAGUGUUGUAUAUCCUACAUCCAUUCUGUGGAACGGUAUUGAGGAACAAACUAGUUUGUUGGUUUUGCACAA
Molecule: messenger RNA, 692 nt
Organism: Triticum dicoccoides
Lineage: Eukaryota; Viridiplantae; Streptophyta; Magnoliopsida; Poales; Poaceae
Exons: 1
Coding region: 15-347 (110 amino acids)
Source: RefSeq, a predicted model, not a curated record